Molecule: messenger RNA, 3145 nt
Organism: Rhinichthys klamathensis goyatoka
Lineage: Eukaryota; Metazoa; Chordata; Actinopteri; Cypriniformes; Leuciscidae
Gene: gpatch1
Product: G patch domain containing 1
Exons: 19
Coding region: 42-3011 (989 amino acids)
Biological process (GO): mRNA processing
Cellular component (GO): nucleus
Molecular function (GO): RNA binding
Source: RefSeq, a predicted model, not a curated record
ACAAAGCAAGAGCUCACGCGGCCACCGUACUUAUUGUAAACAUGGCGUCCGAUGAAGAUAGCGAUGAGGAUUUCGUGUCUUACGGAACUCCUUUAGAGCCUCUGGAAGAAGAUGAACCCAGCAGAAAGCCUGUCCCCGUGCACGAGCAGACGGUUAAAGAUGAGAAGGGCCGCUACAAGAGAUUUCACGGAGCUUUUACUGGUGGCUUCUCCGCUGGUUACUUUAACACAGUGGGCACCAAAGAAGGCUGGGCACCAUCAACAUUUCUAUCAACUCGACAGCAAAAGGCAGGGAGACAGAAUGCUAGACCAGAGGACUUUAUGGAUGAGGAGGAUUUUGGUGAGCAUGGUAUUGCCCCAAGAGAGAUUGUCACUACAGAUGAUUUUGCAUCGGAGAGGAAGGAUCAGUUAAAAGACAAAGCACGAGCCGUCAGUUCUAUUGCUGCUCUGAUACCUGGAGACACUGGACUGCUGGAAGAGCUUAUCGCCCCUGCACGGUCAUCUAUUGGUGUGGAGCUGCUGAGAAAAAUGGGCUGGAAAGAUGGCCAGGGAGUCGGACCAAGAGUGAAGAGAAAGCAACCCAAGCAAAAGACUGAUGCGGUUAGAGUUUAUGGCUGUGUUUUGCCGCCCAAUGGAUCUGAGGAGUCUGAGGAGGAUGACGAUGAAUUUGCUCCAGAGAAUGUGACCUUUGCCCCCAAAGAUGUGAUCCCAGUGGACUUCACCCCUAAAGUGGACUCCCAUGGUCUGGGUUACCGAGGGCUGAACCCUCUACAGGCCUUGGAGGGUGGAUCAGGAUCAGGACAUAUAAACCUCUUCACGCUUCACUCUGAUAGAGCAACCAGCUUAUUUGGAGACAAAAAGAAGUCUGGACAGCAACGCAGGGGUGGGAUUGGAGGACAGGCUUUUGGAGUUGGUGCAAUGGAGGAGGAAGAUACCGAUAUUUAUCAUAAGGACUCCAUGUCCAACUAUGAUGCUGUGCUGGGAGGAGAAGAGCCAGGGGAUGGGCUCUAUGGAUGGACUGCUCCCCAGCAGUAUACCAGGAAGAAGAACGACUCAAAAAGAGACGUGACGUAUUCGGGCAGGAUUCUGGAGGGGUUUACAUUGGCCUCCCAAGCCGCAGAAAUUAAAACUGUCUAUCCUCCCCCUGAUCUGCCCCGUGAUUAUCGGCCUGUACAUUACUUUCGUCCUGUGGUUGAUCCAUCCUCCGUCAGUCCUAUUGUUGCCCAGGCACUGCAGGCUUCACGUGGACACCUAUCACAGGAUGCACCACAGCAGAGUCGUCACAAUUUAGACUCUGGUCAGAGACGUGACAUGCUGGGAGAAACGCCUCUAGAGGGCCCUAGUUCUGUGUUUGAGUUGCUUGACAGUAAGGACAGAGAGCGUCUGAAUGAGUUCCGCAGAGCGGCCGAGGGGCGGAAUAAGCCAGCGGGAAACCUUUCCUCAGCUGCGGAUCGAGCUGCCGUGGUGGCUUCGGCUAAAGCCGCCGCUCUGCAGGCCCUGUCCAGCCGUUUCAAGUCAAACGCCCCACAGCCUGAUUCCCACACUCAGAGCAUGACCUCUCCAAUCCAACCUCAGGCAUCCUCUGAGACCCAGAUGGCUUUGAAUGCCUGGUCUGCUCCCACUGCAGAUGCUAGCAAAACCUUUAAACCAUUUUCAAACAAUCCUCAGAAGCAGGCCCGCUACGAUCUGUACAUCAACAAACUCAAACGGGGCAAUAAAGAUGCCCUGGACUCGAGUCUGGACACCUCCAUGACGGAGUGGGAGAGAGGGAGAGAAAGGGACGAAUUUGUACGCGCUGCAUUACUCUAUAAGCCCAGCAACUCUUCUCUCUCCUCACGCUUCACACGUAGCAAACAAGAGGACGACACAGACAAUGUGGAGGUCACACGGGAUCAAGAGAAUGAUGUUGAUGACAAGCAGGCCGCUGUGAAGAUGAAGAUGUUUGGGAAACUGACCAGAGAAACAUUUGAGUGGCACCCUGAUAAACUAUUGUGUAAAAGAUUCAAUGUUCCAAACCCUUAUCCAGGGUCUAGUAUAGUGGGAAUGCCUAAAAUAAAGAGAGAUAAGUACUCAGUCUUUAACUUCCUGACCAUAACGGACAGCAGGGAGGCCCCGAGUGCUCCCAAAACUCCCAGCUCCAGCACAACCCUUACCUGUUUGACUCCAGAAGUCUCAAAUAAGAGAUCCAGGUGGGAUGUACCAGGGCAGGUAUCUGAAACUAAAGACCCACUCAGUGCAUUCCUCAGUGAAACUCGCAGUGAGGUUUCAGCGGCCCAGCAAAAUGAAGCUGGGGUCAAGACCCAGACAGAAUCUCCACAUGCUUCUGUCACUCCAGAGGUAAAAGUGGCACUGUCCGAUGAGCAGCAGAUUGAACAAAAGACUGAAGAGGAGGAGAAGGAAGAGGAUGAAGAAGAGGUAAGGCCUCCAAUGGAUCUCUUUAAAGCCAUCUUUGCCAGCUCGUCAGAUGAGAAGAGCUCAUCGUCAUCUGAAGAUUGUAGCGAGGAAGAGGACGAGGUGGCUCUUUCAACAUCUGAACCAAUCCAAAGCGGUGCAGGGACAGUGAACCCUCUUAUCUCAGCUCUGAUCACUCUUGUUCCCGACCACAGCAAUGUGUCGGAUUUGAAGCAUCUUACAGUCCAGAGCAUGCCAUCUGCUGAAACUGCAGCACAAAAUACUCAGUCCUCCGAUAAUGCUCCUGCUAAAUCACAAGGCCUGGAUGAAGAGGAGUUUGGCCCCAGACUGCCACCCCCUGGGCUUGUGCCACCUGCACGCUCACCGCAGCUAAAGAAACAGAAGAAAAAAGAGAAAGAGAAACACAGAGCCAAGAAACACAAGAAAGAGAAAAAGAAGAAAAAGAACAAGAAACAUAAGCAUAAAGGGAAACAGAAGAAGAGGGUGGAGGAGUCCAAUAGCAGCUCAGACGACACUGACUCUAACAGUGAAGAUGAAAAUAGAGUUGUGUCUACUACUGAACUGCUUCAGAGGUUAAAAAACAUCAAGAACAAGAGAUAGAAGAAUUGAGAGUGAGGAAGUUGUCUUACGGGAACGUCAAGAUAAUAGUGUGUGUGCGCGUGCGUGCAUUUAUUUACAUAAGUGUACCUAAUGUUAUGAUUGCAGAUAUUUUUAAUAAAAGAAAUAUUUAAAAA